Sipha flava (yellow sugarcane aphid) is the source of this 1195-nucleotide messenger RNA. RefSeq names its product ras-related protein Rab-10 (gene Rab10). The coding region runs from base 563 to 1165 and encodes 200 amino acids. Gene Ontology annotation, cellular component: insulin-responsive compartment; Golgi apparatus; recycling endosome. The record is from RefSeq and is a predicted model, not a curated record. NCBI's taxonomy places the organism in Eukaryota, Metazoa, Arthropoda, Insecta, Hemiptera, Aphididae. Gene Ontology annotation, biological process: cellular response to insulin stimulus. Gene Ontology annotation, molecular function: GTPase activity; GTP binding. The transcript is spliced from 4 exons.
AGUCGCGUUCACUUGCAACAGAUAUCGUCCCCACCACCGCCUUGCCUUGCGUAGGUGCCCACUCGCAACAAUAAUACUAAUAAUAAUAAUAAUACGUCGUGUCUAUUGUAUACGAUCGCCGUCGUGUCGCACGUCAAACGUUCACAGCGAUCGUCGCGUCCGUGAUAAUUGCAUCGAUUGCCCUCCUCCCCUACCGUGCACACGCGCGCCCGCACACAUCCUCAUCGUCCGCCGUACAUCGCACGCGCUCGCCGCUGCUUGUUACACGUUGUCUGACCGUCGGCCGGGAAGUGAAUAACGUAAGAAAAAAAAAAAAAAUUAAAAUAAUAAUCGUCGAACGAAAAUCAAAUAAACGUACAAGUUGUGCAGACCACUCGUCGCCGUUCGACCCGAUCCGGCGCGUCUCGCCUUCACACGGUGCACCGCCGUUCGACGGUUCCGUACGCGUGUGACUACGCCGUGUUCGCACGCGCGCCCGCCGUUAUCCUAUUCUCGCCGGACGCGUUCCUCCGCGAGUGCCCCGCCGUCGAUACACCGCAUUCCACGCCCGUGCGGAACCGCCAUGGCCAAGAAGACGUACGAUCUGCUGUUCAAACUGUUGCUGAUCGGCGACUCGGGCGUGGGCAAGACGUGCAUCCUGUUCCGGUUCUCGGACGACGCGUUCACCACUACGUUCAUCUCCACCAUCGGUAUUGACUUCAAAAUUAAAACCGUAGAACUGCAAGGAAAAAAAAUAAAACUUCAAAUUUGGGAUACAGCUGGCCAGGAACGAUUCCAUACCAUAACAACAUCCUAUUACAGAGGAGCUAUGGGAAUCAUGUUAGUGUACGAUAUUACAAAUGAAAAGAGUUUUGAGAAUAUAGUGAAAUGGCUUAGAAAUAUCAAUGAACAUGCCAAUGAAGAUGUAGAAAAAAUGAUUUUAGGAAACAAAUUUGAUGUGGACGAUAAACGUGUUGUAAGUAAAGCAAGAGGUGAAGGCAUCGCUCGUGAACAUGGUAUUUCUUUUUUGGAAACAUCAGCGAAAGCUAAUAUUAAUAUCGAAAAAGCAUUUACUGAUCUUACAUUAUCAAUAUUAAACAAAACGACCGGGCGUGAACCUACAGAUGUACCUGAAAAGAUAAAUAUUGAUAGAACAUCAGACAGAUUGUCUAACCGCUGUUGUUGAGUAACAAAUAUAAAUUCCGACAAAUUCUAA